AUGCUGGAGCUGGGAGAGCCGGAGACGGCGGAAGGCGACAAAGGCGCCGGCGCCGGCGCAGGUGCCGAAGAUCCGGAAGAAGCGCCGGAGCCAAACGCUGCGGCGAGUGACGGCGCGGCUUACCCGGCCGCGCCCGCGCCCGCGCCCGCGCCGGUGCCAGCGCCGCCAGCAGCCGCGUUGGGUGCCGAAGCUCCGGGCGAAGCGGCUGAGGCGCCCAAAGAGGUGCCGGAAGCUCCCCAUGACUCUCUGACAUUCAAGGAGCAGAUGUGGGACUGCUUCGAGCUCCUCUGGGCGCAGCGUUUAGGGCCUUCCAGGAAGAUGCUCGAGGGCUUCAUUUCGUGUAUGCGAGAACGAGCUCAACUUGAACGGCAGUACGCCAGGGGACUCCUGCAGAGCGCCGCAAAGCUCCAGCAGACCACCUCUGAGGGGGCGGUGCCGCUGCCGUUGGAAGCGGUGGUGACCAACCUGCGGCACCGGGCGGAGCAGUGUGCUGUGCUGGCGGAGGAGCUUGAGCAGGAUGUGGCAGACACCGUGGAGCAGAUGCUGGUGCAGCACGCAGAGGUGUCGCAUCGUUUGUACUCCGAUGGUAUUCGCCUCAUGCGGCAUUGGCACAGCGCGAGCCAGUGUUGCGAGGGCGUCGAGGAAAGAUACCUGCAGGCCUGUAGCGCGGCGGAGGCUGAGGCAGUACAGUGCGCCGCCUUGUCGGCUCUGAAGCCGGCCGAAUGGAAGGGCUGGGCGGAGUCCACGAUCCGGAGCUCCCGGCAGGCCGUGGCAGCAGAGAAGGAGCUGCACAAGGCUUUCCACAAGUUCAACCUGUCAGUGGAGCUCCAGGAGAAGCAAAUGACGCUGGUCUUGGAUGCCGCACAGGACAUGGAAGAGAAGCGCGCCAUGUGCUUCAAGGAUGCGGUCAUGAAGAUUGCGGUCUUUGACACCUCUUGGCUUCGCAACGUCCAGUAUGAUGUGGACUCCUGCGUCCAGGCGCUGGAGGAGUGCGCGGGGCUCAUGAACUACCGUUGA
Molecule: messenger RNA, 1017 nt
Organism: Effrenium voratum
Lineage: Eukaryota; Dinophyceae; Suessiales; Symbiodiniaceae
Source: the annotation of a GenBank genome assembly